UAUUGUGAAUCAGCCUUCUCGUAGGAACAUGUAACACAAAGCAAAAGACGCUUUAUUCAAAGUUCCGCUUUAAAUUGAUCGGUGGAAAUCAAUUGUUUUCCAUUGGCGCGAAUUGUAGGGCAAAUUUCGGCGAUAUUUAAAACUAACCGCUUAAAAACCUACAGUCAAAAUAAGCAAUUCAAAGGAUACGAGCAUGCCGCCCAAGUGUAAAUUUCAAGAAGGGGAGAAGGUUCUGUGCUUUCAUGGGCCAUUAAUAUAUGAAGCAAAAUGUCUAAAGUCCUCCAUUACUAAAGAAAAGCAAAUUAAAUAUUUCAUUCACUAUGCAGGAUGGAAUAAGAAUUGGGAUGAGUGGGUUCCUGAAAGUCGAGUACUUAAAUACAAUGAAGCAAAUGUACAAAGACAGAGAGAGGUUCAAAGAGCACAUUCGAAUCAACAAUCUGCACAGAAAAAUAAAAAGGGUAGUACCUCAUCCAAAACUCAAGGACGGAGGAGUGAAGGUGGUCGUGAGAAGGAUACUGAUAGUAGAGCUAGCACUCCUGUUGCAACAGUUGAUAAAGGCGUCAGUCGGUUCAAUAAAAGUACUGGUAGUAGUGUGACACCAUCAUCGUCGCAUGAUUCCACAUCAGAUGCACCACGCAAGAAGCGCAGCCGAUUAGAACCAUCUGGUGAAACUGAAGAAUAUCUCACUAAAGUGGAAGUUAAAAUUAAGAUACCAGAGGAAUUAAAGUUUGUACUUAUAGAUGAAUCAGAAGUAAUAUUGAAAUAUCAUAAAUUACCUGCUUUACCUGUGAAAAAUACAGUUGACAAAAUUUUAGAUGAUUAUGUAGAUUCAAAGUCUGUAGGAAAAAAUGACUCUGUUAGGGAAAGCACAUUAGAAAUAACUAAAGGUAUUCGCGAAUAUUUUAACAUUUCUUUAGGAUUACAAUUGUUAUAUAAGUGGGAACGUCCACAAUUUAUACAAAUCAUGAAUGAUAAUCCUGAAACACUGCCCAGUCAACUAUAUGGUGCAUUUCAUUUACUAAGGCUAUUUGUGAGACUUGGAGGAAUGUUGUCGUACACUACAUUGGAUGAAAGAAGCAUACAACUGUUACUAUCUCACUUUCAUGAUUUUUUACAAUACUUACAGAAAAAUAAUACUGAACUUUUCAAUCUUCAACAAGAUUAUGCAGACUCACCACCCGAUUAUCACAGGAAAUAUGCCUAAGUUAGUAUAAAUGUUUGGAUACUUUUAAUUAAAUCCAGCAAUACUACAAUAUUUUAUCUGAAAUUAUUAAUAAGGCAGCUGCAAUACUUCUUCAAGAAAUAUAUAUAUGUACAUUUA
This is a messenger RNA of Bombus terrestris (buff-tailed bumblebee), 1321 nucleotides long. It is a transcript of the gene MRG15, whose product is annotated as mortality factor 4-like protein 1. Gene Ontology annotation, cellular component: NuA4 histone acetyltransferase complex; nucleus. NCBI's taxonomy places the organism in Eukaryota, Metazoa, Arthropoda, Insecta, Hymenoptera, Apidae. Gene Ontology annotation, biological process: regulation of DNA-templated transcription; chromatin organization. The record is from RefSeq and is a predicted model, not a curated record. The transcript has 6 exons. The coding region runs from base 194 to 1204 and encodes 336 amino acids.